AUGGAUUUCCAAAACCGGCCCGGUGGUAAAACCGGCGGUGGUGGUGUAGCCUCAUGGUCGGAGAGCAACAGAGAUCGUCGUGAAAGGCUUCGCCAACUUGCUUUGGAAACUAUUGAUUUGAAUAAAGAUCCAUAUUUUAUGAAAAACCAUUUAGGAUCAUAUGAGUGCAAACUUUGUUUAACUCUUCACAACAAUGAGGGCAGCUAUUUAGCUCAUACACAAGGAAAGAAACAUCAGGCUAACUUAGCACGAAGAGCUGCUAAGGAAGCUAAAGAAGCACCUCAACAAUUAGCUCCAGAAAAACCAAGAAUUGAGCCAAAGAAGUUUGUAAAAAUUGGACGGCCUGGUUACAGAGUCACAAAGCAAAAAGAUCCUGAAAAUGGCCAGCAGAGCUUGCUUUUUCAAGUCGACUACCCAGAAAUCGCUGAAGGAGUACAACCAAGGCAUCGCUUCAUGUCUGCUUAUGAACAAAAGAUAGAGCCACCAGACCGUAGGUGGCAAUACUUGCUCUUUGCUGCUGAGCCAUAUGAAACUAUAGCAUUUAAGGUGCCAAGCCGUGAAGUUGAAAAGCAUGACUCUAAAUUUUGGACUCAUUGGAAUAAGGAUACAAAACAAUUCUUUUUGCAAUUUGCAUUUAAAAUUGAGCCUCUACGAAUGCCACCUCCUCCUCCUCCUAAAAUGUGGGAAAACCAUGGCAUUAGAUUACCACCUCCUCCUGGAGCUCAACUAAUGGGUGUACCACCUCCUCCACCUCUAUUACCUGUACCACCUCCUCCACCAUCCAUGUAA
Messenger RNA from Parnassius apollo (apollo), 789 nucleotides. The record is from the annotation of a GenBank genome assembly. Lineage: Eukaryota; Metazoa; Arthropoda; Insecta; Lepidoptera; Papilionidae.